AUGAGUACCCCCGCAUCAGGCGUCCUUUACUCGGCCAGUGUUUUGCUGGCGCCGGGAUCCCGGGGUCCGAGCGAUGUUAAGACCACCAAGGCCCAUCACACCGCCAAAGGCUUCAAGAAUCCAUGGGACUCCUGGCAAGACAUCACGUUCGCCUUUGCUGCACGUUUCUGGUGGCAGAUGAUCACGGGCAAAGUCAAGUUCCCAAGCACGGCGCCUCCGACUGUCCCUGUCCAGACACCCGAAUUUCUGGCCAGUCGCAACACUCCCCAGCUACGCGCGACCUGGCUCGGCCAUGCCUGCUACUAUGUCGAGUUUCCCAGCGGCCUGCGGGUGCUGCUCGACCCUGUCCUCGAGGAGCGCUGCUCGCCGCUGUCCUGGCUCGGCCCUAAGCGAUACACCGACCCGCCCUGCCAGAUCAAGGACAUUCCUAUCAUCGACGCUGUCGUGAUCUCGCACAACCACUACGACCACAUGUCGCACCCCACGAUCACGGAGAUCUUCAAGAAGCACCCCAACUGCCAUUUCUUCGCUCCGCUCGGCAACAAGAGCUGGUUCGAGCAGCUGGGUAUCAAGAAUGUAACCGAACUCGACUGGUGGGACGAGUGCGACCUGGUCCUGUCGCCUUCCCAAGACUCCCCGGCCAAAGUCGAGGGUGCGGUGGAAGACGUCAAUUCGCAGUCAUCACCUUCUGAGGUGAUCAAGGCGCGCAUUGGCUGCCUGCCGUCGCAACACACGAGUAACAGGGGCAUCUUUGAUCGAGCCAAGACUCUUUGGAGUUCGUGGUCGAUCGAGUCGGGGGGCAAGAAAUUAUACUUUGCUGGAGACACCGGAUACGCAGCAGUCCCCGAACUCCCAGCCGGCACCAACGACCACGACCCCGAGCACAAUUUCCCCACCUGUCCCGCCUUCAAACAGAUCGGACAGUACCGGGGCCCCUUCGAUCUCGGUUUGAUUCCCAUCGGCGCCUACGCACCCAGAUGGUUCAUGAGCACCAUGCACGCCGACCCUCACGACGCAGUCAAGAUCUUCCAAGACACCAAAUGCAAGCGCGCCAUGGCCAUUCAUUGGGGCACAUGGGUCCUGACCGAGGAGGAGGUGCUCGAACCGCCGCAGAAACUCAAGGAGGCAUUGCGCGAACACGACCUUCCCGAGACGGGGAUUUUCGAUGUCUGCGAUAUCGGCGAGAGUCGCGAAUUUUGAAAGGAAGGAAAGAGAUGAUAGGGGAUUUGUUGGUGUGUUGACACUUGGUUCCGAGGUUCUUUUAUUUUUGCAUGUACCACCAACAACCUUUUGUGAGAGUCCGAUUGUCUGGUGUAAAAGAAGUCUCUCCCCUUCCCGACUUUCGAUAUGAUGCUCUGGCUUUACGGGUUCGAAUGUACUUUUUUCUGUAUGAUAUGUUGGUAGAAGUUAGUGCUUGAAUCUCAUGUACAUUAAUGCAAAGUAGCAACAACAAGAGGGUU
Messenger RNA from Aspergillus saccharolyticus JOP 1030-1, 1460 nucleotides. RefSeq names its product putative Zn-dependent hydrolase/oxidoreductase family protein. The transcript is spliced from 4 exons. Gene Ontology annotation, molecular function: zinc ion binding; N-acylphosphatidylethanolamine-specific phospholipase D activity. The record is from RefSeq and is a predicted model, not a curated record. Gene Ontology annotation, cellular component: cytoplasm; membrane-bounded organelle. The coding region runs from base 1 to 1200 and encodes 399 amino acids. NCBI's taxonomy places the organism in Eukaryota, Fungi, Ascomycota, Eurotiomycetes, Eurotiales, Aspergillaceae. Gene Ontology annotation, biological process: N-acylphosphatidylethanolamine metabolic process; N-acylethanolamine metabolic process.